Hibiscus syriacus is the source of this 2498-nucleotide messenger RNA. Its product is annotated as delta-1-pyrroline-5-carboxylate synthase-like. The record is from RefSeq and is a predicted model, not a curated record. Gene Ontology annotation, molecular function: glutamate-5-semialdehyde dehydrogenase (NADP+) activity; glutamate 5-kinase activity; ATP binding. Bases 220 to 2364 code for a protein of 714 amino acids. The transcript is spliced from 21 exons. Lineage: Eukaryota; Viridiplantae; Streptophyta; Magnoliopsida; Malvales; Malvaceae. Gene Ontology annotation, cellular component: cytoplasm.
GGAUUUUAAUUAUAGUAUUUGUAUUGUCUUACGUCUCUCAAUUGAUCCCCAUGUGAAGCAUGACCUCUUCUGCCAUAAUUCCGCACGGACCAAUCACGACAUUGCAACGACAACAGCAAAAUACAAACUAUACUGUUAGUAUUCUCCUUAAGUUUGGGGGCAGUCUCUAUUAUUGAAAUCGAAGCUACUUGGACCCUCGGUUACUCCAAUUCUCACUCAAUGGAUCUUACCCGAGCUUUUAUGAGCGAUGUCAAGCGUCUAAUUGUCAAGGUGGGAACAGCCGUGGUGACUCGACAUGAUGGGAGAUUAGCAGUGGGUAGGCUUGGAGCUUUAUGUGAACAGCUUAAGGAACUAAACUCUCAAGGAUAUGAGAUUGUUUUAGUUACUUCAGGUGCUGUUGGUCUCGGUCGUCAAAGGCUUAGAUACAGGAAAUUGGUUAAUAGCAGCUUGGCUGACCUUCAAAACCCACAAGUUGAGCUUGAUGGCAAGGGUUGUGCUGCUGUUGGCCAGAAUAGUUUAAUGGCUCUUUAUGACACUUUGUUUAGCCAGCUUGAUGUUACUUCUUCGCAACAUCUUGUAACGGAUACUGAUUUUAUGAAUGAUAGCUUCAGAACGCAACUCUCUGAAACAGUGAAAUCGUUAUUAGCUUUGAAAGUUAUUCCUGUUUUCAAUGAGAAUGAUGCAGUCAGCACUCGAAGACAACCUUACGAGGAUUCUUCUGGUAUAUUCUGGGAUAAUGACAGUUUGGCUGGUCUCUUAGCUAUGGAAAUAAAGGCUGAUCUCCUUGUUUUGUUGAGUGAUGUGGAGGGUCUCUACAGCGGACCACCAAGUGAUCCGGGCUCAAAGCUGAUCCAUACAUAUGUACAAGAAAAACAUCAAGCAGAAAUAACAUUCGGUGACAAGUCCAGGUUAGGUAGAGGGGGUAUGACUGCAAAGGUUGAUGCAUCUGUUUGUGCCGCUUCUUCUGGCAUCCCUGUUGUUAUUACUAGUGGCUAUGCCACUGACAACAUCAUAAAGGUACUUCAAGGGAAGUCUGUCGGUACCCUAUUUCAUAAAGAUGCACACCUAUGGACUUCAGUUAAAGAAGUUGGUGCACGUGAAAUGGCAGUUGCAGCACGGGAAUGUUCUAGACAGCUACAGACAAUGAGAUCUGAAGAUAGAAGGAAACUUUUGCUGAACAUAGCUGAUGCCCUAGAGGCAAAUGAAAGUUCGAUUCUGGCUGAGAAUGCAGCUGAUGUUGCUGCUGCCGAGGAUGAGGGAUAUGAGAAGGCACUAAUAUCUCGUUUGGCCCUAAAGCCUGGGAAGAUUGCUGCUCUUGCGAAAUCUAUUUGUGUUAUUGCUGACAUGGAAGAGCCUAUUGAUCGUAUUUUAAAGAAAACAGAGCUUGCAGAUGGACUCAUCUUGGAGAAAACAUCUUGUCCCCUGGGUGUCCUGCUGAUUAUAUUUGAGUCAAGACCUGAUGCCCUUGUUCAGAUAGCUUCACUAGCCCUUCGAACUGGGAACAGUUUACUUCUUAAAGGUGGCAAAGAAGCCAGGCGGUCGAAUGCAAUCUUGCACAAGAUCAUUACUUCGGUCAUCCCAGAGAGCAUUGGAGACAAACUUAUAGGACUUGUUCCUUCAAAAGAGGAUAUUCUUGAUUUGCUUAAGCUUGACGAUGUGAUAGACCUUGUGAUCCCCAGAGGCAGCAAUAGUCUUGUUUCUGAAAUUAAGAGUUUGACGAAAAUUCCUGUUCUUGGUCAUGCUGAUGGAGUUUGUCAUGUUUAUGUUGACAAGUCAGCUAAUGCGGACAUGGCCAAAAAAAUUGUUCUGGAUGCAAAGAUAGAUUACCCAGCAGCAUGUAACACUAUGGGAACUCUUCUAGUACACCAUGAUUUGUCAAGUUCUGGUUUGCUCCAUGAACUUCUUGUAGAACUCCGACGUGAAGGUGUUACCCUUUAUGGUGGUCCAAGAGCAAGUUCCUUGUUAAAACUUCCCAAGGCUCAAUCAUUACAUCAUGAGUACAGUUCACUGGCUUGCACAGUUGAAUUUGUGUAUGAUGUGGAGGCUGCUAUUGACCACAUACACCAGCAUGGAAGUUCUCACACCGACGCCAUUGUCACCGAAGAUCUUGAAGUUGCUGAAACGUUUUUGCACAGAGUAGACAGCGCUGCCGUAUUUCAUAAUGCAAGCAUACGGUUUUGUGAUGGAGCACGAUUCGGACUUGGUGCUGAGGUUGGAGUAAGUACAAGCAGGAUUCAUGCCCGAGGUCCGGUUGGAGUUGAAGGAUUGUUAACAACUCGAUGGAUUUUGAGAGGGAGUGGGCAGGUGGUGAAUGGUGACAAAGGGAUUGUGUACAGCCACAAGGAUCUUCCCCUGCAAACAUAAAUAUAAUCUGUUCCAACCUUGAGAGAUGAAAGGAAAUGUUUUUGUUUCUUUUCCUUUAUUCUCUCCGUUAGCUGCUAUAUCUUGUAACAUAGAACUCUGCAGAACUGCUCGUAUGUCUGUGCAUUUUGUUCCCG